UGUUUAGCUCGUCUAUUUGGUUCCUGAACACUUGGUAAACAUUUUGAGCAAAUGGAAAACUUUGCAGAACCUCCAGUUUUCUUUAGACACCACGUGGGAACCGUGAUCACAAAGUCCAUUCUGGGUACAUAUUUUUCUGUUGGACAAAUUAAACAGAUACCACUAUUUAACAAGCAGCUAGACCUACUGGCAAGCAAGCAAGCAGGAACAAGAACAACAGAGCAGCCAGUUAAGGACGACGACGGCGACGACAAGCGGCACGACGGCGCCAAUGGCAGUCACGGGCGAGGAGGAGGACAAGGAGCUGACGAUGGGCACGGAGGACAUGCUCCAGGGCCACGCCGAGCUCUGCACCCACGCCUUCGCCUACGUCAGGUCCAUGGCGCUCAAAUGCGCCGUGGAGCUCGGCAUUCCGGACGCCAUCCACCGCAGCCAAUGCGGCGCUGCGACGCUGGGCGAGCUGGCCGCCAUGGUCGCGCUCCCUCCCUCCAGGCUCCCGCGCCUGCGCCGCCUGAUGCGCGUGCUCGCCGUCUCCAACUUCUUCACCGUCGACGACACCCAGCAGCCGGACGGCCCGGUCUACGGGCUCACCCGGGCCUCCCGCCUCCUCGUCACACCGCCGGGAUCAGGAUCACUGUCCCGGCUCGUGUCCCUCAUGUGCGACCCGAACCUCGCGGCGCCAUUCUUCGGCAUGAGCGCGUGGUUCCUCACGGACGACGACGAUCUGCGCCCGGCGCGGUCGUCCAUCUUUGAAAUGCACCACGGCGCGGACCUCUGGGACAUGGCGGCCCGGGACCCCGCCUUGAGCAAGUCCAUCGGCGACGGAAUGGACUCCGACAGCCGCUUCAUUGCCGAGGUGCUCCUCCUGAGGACCGACGGCGGCGGCAACCACCAUGCACGCGAGGUGUUCGACGGGGUGACGUCGCUGGUGGACGUGGGCGGCGGCACCGGCGCCAUCGCGAGCGCCGUGGCCGCCGCGUUCCCGCACAUCCAGUGCACCGUCCUGGACCUCCCUCACGUCGUCGCGGAGGCCCCCGAUGACGGCGCUGUGCGGUUCGUGGCCGGCGACAUGUUCGAGGACGUACCCCCGGCCGACGCUGUGCUCCUCAAGUCGGUGAUGCACGACUGGAAGGACGACGAGUGCGUGAGGAUUCUACGGAGGUGCAAGGAGGCCAUCCCGACCAGAGAGGCCGGCGGGAAGGUGAUAAUCAUAAACAUGGUGGUCGGCUCCGGGAAAGCCGGCGGCGAGGCCAUGUUGGAGGAGGCGCAGGUGGUGUACGACCUCUUCCUGAUGGUGUUCGAGGGGCGCGAGCGGGAGGAGCACGAGUGGGAGAAGAUCUUCCUGGAGGCCGGCUUCAGUGGCUACAAGGUCAUGCCGGUGCUCGGCAUCAGGUCCAUCAUCGAGGUCUAUCCUUGAUCAGAUCAGAGCUGCAAGAAUAAUGCAUGGUCAUUGGUCAAGCUCUGUAUCCUGUGCUGUCUACGUACUUACGUUUCGUGUAAUCCACUUAAUUGUCUAUCAAAUUUGGGCAGGUUUUAAAUCUGCCCAAAUUCAGUGGUGUGUUUCUCGUGUUUGGAUCAGGAGAUGCGUGCAGCGAAAAUCAACAUCAGUCAUUUCUGUAUCUUGUGAAUCAAUUGACGGCAAAAUUGGAUGCUCCAAUUUUUAAGGGUA
Molecule: messenger RNA, 1669 nt
Organism: Brachypodium distachyon (stiff brome)
Lineage: Eukaryota; Viridiplantae; Streptophyta; Magnoliopsida; Poales; Poaceae
Product: acetylserotonin O-methyltransferase 1
Exons: 2
Coding region: 272-1417 (381 amino acids)
Biological process (GO): methylation
Molecular function (GO): protein dimerization activity; S-adenosylmethionine-dependent methyltransferase activity; O-methyltransferase activity
Source: RefSeq, a predicted model, not a curated record